Messenger RNA from Sitodiplosis mosellana (orange wheat blossom midge), 4124 nucleotides. RefSeq lists its product as uncharacterized. The transcript has 7 exons. Gene Ontology annotation, cellular component: plasma membrane. Gene Ontology annotation, biological process: engulfment of apoptotic cell; phosphatidylserine exposure on apoptotic cell surface; apoptotic process involved in development. The coding region runs from base 586 to 3837 and encodes 1083 amino acids. The record is from RefSeq and is a predicted model, not a curated record. NCBI's taxonomy places the organism in Eukaryota, Metazoa, Arthropoda, Insecta, Diptera, Cecidomyiidae.
CGAUCGUGGCCAGCAUCAAGUCAUGGCAUUUUACCAGCGGGGUUAUCGUCCUCUCGCUUGCACACUGUGGAAUUUCGUCUUCAUUUUUGUUGCCGUUCGAAUGCUGUACUGUCUCACUGCUCAACAGUUUCCUUCAACUUCUAAGUAAUUCGGUCAAUUUGGAAUUUCUUCUACAAAUUCUGAUCGUUUUAAUACAUUUUACCAAUCAGAUGUGGUUUUAAUAGAAAAAUGUCAACGACACAGUGCAAUUGUUAUAGUUGAAAAGUUCAACACUAAGAUUGGUAUUGAUAUUGAGUGAGCGAAAAAAAAGUGUGCCAUCACCUUGAAAAUGUGUGCAAUUCAGAAGAACAUGAAACAGAUUGAAUUAACUGCACCGUAAAAUGAACAGAAACAAGCAGUUUCAAUAAUUGUAUCUUAUUUUCGAGAGAGAGAGAGAGAGAGAGAGAGAGAGAGAGAAGAAAAGGAGAAAAAUCACUCUGAUGUGUCAUUCGGUGUGCAAAAUAUAGUCCAAACCAAAUUCCAAGUGAAUAUCGCAAAUCCGUUGCGAUACGAGUCAAACAAAAGAAGAAGAAACAACAGGGCAAAAUGACGGAAUUUUUGUCCUUAUGCGAUGUUUUAUUCAAUGUGGUGUCACUGGCUGGCUAUUUUUGUGAUGUUGUUUUCGAUGUUGUCCUAAGCUAUGCAUUGUUUGAACGGGGCCAUUUCUUGUACAUGGCCUUUGUAAUAGCCCUAGUGAUGGUGUCUCUAAUCAUUUCACAGAUUCUGUCAUUGCGAUGGUACAUGCAAAAGGUCGAAAUGAGAAGUCGAGAUUUAGUGCCAGUGAACGGUGCACACGGCAAUAACGGUGAUCAGAAGAAAUCAAUGGACAUAACGACCAAUUCGUCGUCAACUGAGUCAAGUGAUCAAACACUUCAGUCGAAAAUCGAACGUCAUUGUGUGAUUGCGUUGCAUUGCUGCCAAUUGGGUGUUUUGUGGCGCUAUGCAAAGCUUUUUGUGCCAGUUAAUUUGCGACAUGUGAAGCAUGAAGUGCGCGAUUUGUGUAUGCUACGUUUGGUGCACGCAUUUUGUGAAGCGGCUCCAAUGUUGCUUCUCCAGCUCUACAUACUGGUGACGAUUCAAAAGGAAGAAGCCAAUCUUCUGAAGCCCGAAAUACCAUUGCAAUCGAUCGGCAACGGCCAUGUGGCUCCAGUUAUUGUACAACAACCGUCCGACUCUCAGCAGCACCAGUUGCAAACAUUCAAAGAUUUGAACAUUGUGUCGUGUACAUUGUCUCUGUUCAGUGUUUGUUGGGCGCUGGCCAGUUUCAGUAAAAAUGUUCGCAUUCAGAAUGUGCAUCGGCUUGUGCUCACCUGGUUGGGUGUAAUCUUUCAAUUUUUAUGGCGCCUGGGUACGGUUAUAUCGCGCGUUGCAUCGCUCACUGUGUACGCCUCCGUUUACAAGCAAUGGGUGAUUUUGGUCAUUGCAUUGCAUUGGAUAUCAAUGUUUUUGUGGCUUAUCUCACCGAAAAAUGUAUUUCACGGUGAACGCAUCACACGCUUACGUAAAAUCACAUUGGCCGGUUUAAUUGCAUUCGUUUACGUAUUUGCCUACAUCAAUUUACAAGAAGUGAACCACCGCCAGAAGAUGUUCAUUUUUUAUUUUGUCAUGUUUGCGGAGAAUUCAUUGCUGGUAUUUCUGUGGCUUAUCGGCAUUUGGAUUGAUAAACCGGAAAAUUGGUACAUGACACCCAUCUGGAUAUUCGCAUCGUUUUUGGCCGGUCUUCUCUUCAUGUUCCUGUACUAUCGAUACUUUCAUGUGAGACGAUUGGGAUACGAAGCAGGCGGUCGAUUACCAUCUGAUAUUCACACAAAGUAUUCAUGUGCCGAUGGCACGAGCUGCAUUUCAUUCGACGACAAUCUGAAUACAUGUCAAAAGUAUCCGUCACAAAUUCCAGGCGUGUUUAAUUGCCGUUUUUCCAAUCCCGUCGGAAAUGGUGCGGCACGUCGCAAGAAGAAGAAGCCAACAACUUUUGUGCCACCACCCAAUCUAAAUAUGGAGCAAUCACUUUCGAAUGGAUUAGAAAAUCAAAUAACAAACACUGGCCUAAUGUCCAUUCCAUUUUGGCGUCGACCCGUUGCACGCUCACACACUUAUGGAUCCGAAAACGAAGGUAGUGCUGGCUCUCGUGUGGAUAUCUAUCAAAAAUUGCAAGAGAAAAAGCAAAAACAAUUGGCCGAAUUGAAAAUCAUCGAAGAGGAAAUUAAACAAGGUAAACUGGGUGGCCCAGUUGGAAAUAUUAAACUACAUACGGAUGAUAGUCGGGCAUUGUUACCGCGUCAACCAAUUCCACAUGUUAAGAAGCACAUCAAUAUUGAUCCACAUGAAUGGCGAACAUCCAGUCCCGAAUUAUGCAUUAGUGCAUCAAUGGGUAGCAUACUGAACGAUUUGAAUGUAAUGCCAUCACCGAAUAUCAACGAAAUCAACAAUCUUAACAAAUACACACGAAACUAUGAUCCCUUGUACAAUGAUUUCGUAUUGAAUACAACGAACAUGCCGGCGCUGAACAAAAAGAACUUCAUUUCUAUGGAGAAUAAUCAACGGAACAUGGGAAACAUGUCACCGAUUUCGUCGCAAAUUUCUGGCACCGAAAACCAUCGUCCGAUUAUGCCACGAUCGAAAAUACCACACAAUGUGCCACGCAAUCCAUUCGCCGAACCGUAUCGCUCGAACUUCUCCAAUGUUUUUGCCGAAAGUUUCAAUAACACCAACGAAUUGCAUCAAGUAACUCAAAGUCCUACUCGACUGGCGUCGGCAUCGAAUAGCAAUAAUGAUGACAGCAAUGACAGUAAUAAGAAAAGUAAUGUCGGCGAAAAUGAAAACAAUGCAAAACAAAAACAGCAACAACAGCAACAGCAGCAGCAACGAUUGCAUUUACAGCGUCAAAUGCAACGAGCCAAAACGCCCGAAAUCCUGUUGGCACCGCAUUAUCUUGAUAACUCGAGUGCAUUUUAUGAUUGGAUGGAUCGAGAACAACAGCCAACAUAUCGUUCGGAAAAUAAACAGCAUCAAUGUCACAUUGCCAAUGAAAAUCUCGACGAUCCGAAUGAAAAUGUGUUGGACCAAAAUGAGUAUCGAAUCCCAUCGGAUAUUGACAGCCAGGUCUCUUUGCCGCGUUCGUACACGUUGCCCAGAGAAUUCAAGUAUUAUCGCCGGAAUAAGGGUCGAAAGUUCAUUAAAAACGAACGCUUUAUCAUGAGCACCAAUUCAUCGGACGGUGAUGUGGAUAGUGCAGAGGACAAUGAAUCGGGAAGGUGUUCGAAUAUCUCAGACGGUUCGCAACAGCAACAACAACGGCAAAAUUGCCAUCGAUUGCAAUCGCCAACGGUGGGCAAAAAUUCACCGCUGCAGACACAAUCAUCGAAUCAAGUGUCAAAUGCAAGGAAUCAAUUUCCGAUAAGCAUAUCGGCCACCACAUCACCCGUAACUGUUACGAAUAUACACAGUGGCCCGUCCCAAACCAAUCCUCUUAUGAACAAUCUGAAUUUGACAAACGAUGCGUCAAACGCGAGCGCCGGAAAUUGUACUCGGUCCGCCUCAGCCUCACCAAAUAUUGCACUCAACGUACCAAACUAUUUCAACCGCAUACCAAACGGCCAUUACUUACAGCAAGCGGGAAGGAAUCGUAUGAUCCUUAACGGUAGCCCAUCGAUUGAUUGUAAUAUGAUGAGCGGUACAUUCGAUCUAAUCAGCGGUGUUGAAAACACUGCAGCAAUUGCUGCUGCGAUGAAUCGGCGAAUGCGAUUACGUGGUUAUGGCAAUCAAAAGAAUGGCAUGGUACGGCACGAAACGAAGCUGUGAAGCACAACACAAUACACACAAAUUGACAUCCAAUCUAUACACACUUCACAUUCAGAUGUUCAAUACAAACUGUGGUCGAGAUUUUUUUUUCUUUAGUUUUUCAUUUUUCAACAGCUAUUUAAUUUAUAGACGACAUUUUUUUUUAUUUAAAAACCCCAUGAUUUUAAUCUUAGGAUUUUAUACGACUUUUUUUUAUUCGAAUUAUAUGCAAUGUGUAAAUAGUUUUUAGACUAAUAUAUCAUCCGGAUAUUUAACACGAAUAAAUAUUAAAAUAUUUUCAAAUAAAA